AUGGCUUCUCCUGUUCGUGCCGCUGCUAUCAACUGGGCCAAGUUGAGCGUCAGCCUUCCCCAAGAAACUGUUGCUUCUCUUCAAGCUUUCCGUAAGCGCAAUGACGAAGUGAAGCGUGUUCUUGCUGAAUUGAAGGAACAAUCCACCACUGUCGAUUUCUCUCAAUACCGCAAGGUUCUUAAGAACCAAGCUAUUGUCGACCAAGCCGAAAAGGCUGUUGGCGGUUUCAAGCCCGUUGCUUACAACUUGGAUGCUCAAUUAAACGCCAUCAACCAAUUCGAAACCAAGGCUGUUUCCAAGGCUCAAAAGACUGUUCAACAAAUCGAACACGAACUCAAGGACCUUCACGCUACUCUCAGCAACAUUGAAGGUUCUCGCCCUAUUGAACAACUUACUGUUGAUGAUAUUAUUGUUGCCAAGCCUGAAAUCACCAAGAACAUUGAAGAAAGCCUCAAGAAGGGUCAAUUCUCUGUUCCCGGUUACAAGGAAAAGUUCGGCGAUAUUUCUUACUUCUAA
Gilbertella persicaria is the source of this 516-nucleotide messenger RNA. RefSeq lists its product as uncharacterized. The record is from RefSeq and is a predicted model, not a curated record. Gene Ontology annotation, biological process: proton motive force-driven ATP synthesis. The transcript has 3 exons. Gene Ontology annotation, molecular function: proton transmembrane transporter activity. NCBI's taxonomy places the organism in Eukaryota, Fungi, Mucoromycota, Mucoromycetes, Mucorales, Choanephoraceae. Bases 1 to 516 code for a protein of 171 amino acids.